This is a messenger RNA of Zalophus californianus (California sea lion), 8810 nucleotides long. RefSeq names its product myocardin related transcription factor B (gene MRTFB). The coding region runs from base 694 to 3906 and encodes 1070 amino acids. The transcript is spliced from 15 exons. The record is from RefSeq and is a predicted model, not a curated record. Gene Ontology annotation, biological process: smooth muscle cell differentiation. Lineage: Eukaryota; Metazoa; Chordata; Mammalia; Carnivora; Otariidae.
CACAAAAGAACUUUGGGAGUUCGGUGCCUCUGUCGUUAGGCAGUUACGCUGGUAGCAUGUUUAUUCGGCGUGGUCCCUCUGCUGAGAGAGGACCCGCUUCCUUCCGAUGCCCUAGACUGCCGUUUGUUUAGCUGGAGAACUUAAUGAGUAAUGAAUGUGCUCGGCUGGCUGAUAGAAAGUAUUUCCACAGCCUGCGGCUGUGUUUAUAGAGAGCCGGAGAGAGACCACAGGCAGCAAUUUGUCUUCUUAGGUAUCAGCAAAGUCUUCUCUUUUAACAACUACAGGAUUUAUUUUUAACUGCUUGACUCAGUGUUUUGUCAGAUGAUUCGGACCAUCAAACUGCAGAUGGAAGUACCCAGCACGCGGGGGAAGCUGGAAUGGCAAGGGGAAGGGGGCUGGCUGGGAAAAGGGGUGGGAUUUCAGCAUCGUGCCUCCAGGGCUCUGCCUCCCAAUGUGGGAGAGAGUUUAGGGCUUCCAGCGGCAUGAGUGUAUUUGCAGGUCAGGCUGGGAACUGAGGGGGAAUGGCUGCCUUCAGCUGCUUAAAGACAUAAUUGCCCAGUGAUUGGGGUCUUGUGAGGAGGAACCCAGGAUCCAGGGACCGGGGACCAGAGUGUGCUGAGCGCUGGUCUCUGCUGCGCGGCAGAUUGCGCUUUGCUCCUGCUUGAUGCUGCCUGUCUCCAGAAGCCUCUCACCAUGAUCGAUAGCUCCAAGAAGCAGCAACAGGGCUUCCCAGAGAUUUUAACUGCUGGGGAUUUCGAACCAUUAAAAGAAAAGGAAUGCCUUGAGGGGAGCAACCAGAAAAGUCUCAAGGAAGUGCUCCAGCUGAGACUGCAGCAAAGGAGGACAAGGGAGCAACUGGUGGACCAGGGCAUCAUGCCACCUUUGAAGAGCCCAGCUGCAUUCCAUGAGCAGAUAAAAAGCUUGGAACGAGCCAGAACUGAAAACUUUUUGAAGCAUAAGAUUCGGAGCCGACCAGAUCGUUCUGAACUUGUCAGGAUGCACAUUUUAGAAGAGACAUUUGCAGAGCCGUCCUUGCAGGCCACUCAGAUGAAGCUGAAAAGAGCUCGACUAGCUGAUGAUCUGAAUGAAAAGAUUGCUCAAAGACCUGGUCCUAUGGAGCUGGUAGAGAAGAACAUCCUUCCCGUAGACUCCAGUGUUAAGGAAGCAAUUAUAGGCGUUGGGAAGGACGACUAUCCUCAGACUCAGGGUGAUUUCUCAUUUGACGAAGACAGCAGUGAUGCCUUGUCUCCAGACCAGCCAGCCAGCCAGGAGUCACAGGGGUCAGCCGCAUCCCCAAGUGAGCCGAAAGUUAGCGAAUCUCCGUCUCCUGUGACUACAAACACUCCAGCCCAGUUUACUUCACUGUCCCCAGCAGUUCCUGAAUUCUUGAAAACUCCUACUACGGAUCAGCCCCCCACCAGGUCCACAGCUCCUGUGGUCCCCACGAACACUGUGUCCUCAGCAAAGCCUGGGCCAGCGCUGGUAAAGCAAAGCCAUCCCAAGAAUCCCAACGACAAACACCGCAGCAAGAAGUGCAAAGACCCCAAGCCCCGGGUAAAGAAGCUGAAGUACCACCAGUACAUCCCCCCCGACCAGAAAGGGGAGAAGAACGAGCCGCAGAUGGACUCCAACUACGCCCGGCUGCUGCAGCAGCAGCAGCUCUUCCUGCAGCUGCAGAUCCUGAGCCAGCAGCAGCAGCACUACAACUACCAGACCAUCCUGCCGGCGCCACUCAAGCCACUCAAUGACAAAAAUAACAACAGUGGGAAUUCAGCUCUGAACAAUACCACACCUAACACUCCAAGACAGAAUACAUCUGCUCCUGUGAGAAAGCCGGGACCUCUGCCUUCUAGCUUGGAUGACUUAAAGGUGUCAGAACUGAAGACAGAACUGAAGCUAAGGGGUCUUCCGGUGUCAGGCACCAAACCGGACCUCAUCGAGCGCCUGAAACCCUACCAGGAAAUGAACAGCAGCGGCGUCGCGGCGGGGGGCGUCCUGGCGGUGCCCGCGUCUGCCAUAGUCACCAGUAGCCCCGACGUCACCGUGGCCCUGCCCAUCACAACACUGCACAACCCUGUGUCAAGCUCGGGCUCCUCCUUCAAGGCAGAAGUGCCGCCGGCGGGCCCGGGCACCGUCUCCCACGCCGAGACCGUCAGCUCCCCUCUGCCCAUCUCGCCGUCCCCCUCCGAACAGUCCAGUCUCGGGACCGAGGACACUCUCACCGAGAUUAUGACCAUGAUGUCGCCGGCGCAGUUCCUGUGCUCAUCCCCUCUGCGCGUCACGGGCCCUGACGACAGCCCGAGCCCCACCAGCAGCACGCUGUCGAGUCUGGAACUGGACGCGGCUGAGAAGGACCGCAAGCUGCAGGAGAAGGAGAAGCAGAUCGAGGAGCUCAAGAGGAAACUGGAACAAGAGCAGAAGCUCGUGGAAGUUCUGAAAAUGCAGCUCGAGGUGGAGAAGCGAGGGCAGCGGCAGCCUCCGCUGCUGGAAGCGCAGGUCAGCGCUGCGGCCAGCCCUGCAGCCAAGUUAGACCAGAAGCACGGCGGCGGCUCUGUCAAGGACGAGACCUCGCCCAGCGACUGCUCCGCCCCCAGGCAGCCGGGCCCGCCCGCCAGCCAGCCCCUGGCAACGGGGAGCCAGGCCCUGGCGGCCAAAAAGGCGGUAGUGAUCAAGCAGGAGGUCCCCGGGGCGCAGGCGGAGCUGCAGAGCGUGGUGCCGCAGUUUUACGUGAGUUCGCAGGGACAGCCACCGCCUGCCCUUGUCGCUCGGCCUCAGGCUUUACUGACCACGCAGACGGCCCAGCUGCUGCUGCCGCUGUCCAUCCCAGGCUCCAGUGUCACCUCAGUGCAGCUCCCCGUAGGCAGCCUCAAACUCCAGACUCCAGCACAAGCAGGAAUCCAGACUCAGCCUCAGACAGCAACUGCCACCCUGUCCUCAGGCUUAGCCCAGACUGUACCUCAGAAGCAAGACACUUUCACACCACAUGUGCUCAGUCAGCCUCAGCAAGUUAGAAAGGUCUUCACAACCUCGGCAUCGAACACCGUUCUCCCCUACCCAAGAGCACCCGCUCCAGCAGUCCAGCAGCCCUUUGUCAGUAAGACGCCCACCAGCGUUCUGCAGUCCAGAGGUGCCCCACGUGCCUCCCUGCAGAACGGACCUACCACUUCCAGUAAGCCCGGCUCGCCCCCGCCACCCCAGCAGUGUGUCGUCCAGCACUCCCUGUUUGGGAGCCCAGUCCCCAAGACGAAAGACCCUCCCCGCUACGAGGAGGCCAUCAAGCAGACGCGCAGUGCCCAGUCCUCCCUUCCAGAGAUUUCCAAUGCACACAGCCAGCAGAUGGACGACCUCUUUGAUAUCCUCAUUAAGAGUGGAGAGAUUUCCCUCCCUAUCAAAGAAGAGCCUUCACCUAUUUCCAAAAUGAGACCAGUGACAGCCAGCAUCACCACAAUGCCAGUCAAUACAGUGGUGUCCCGGCCACCACCCCAAGUCCAGAUGGCACCACCCAUCUCCUUAGAACCCAUGAGCAGUUUAUCUGCCAGCUUAGAGAACCAGCUAGAAGCUUUCUUGGAUGGAACUUUACCUUCGGCCAACGAAAUUGCUCCACUACAAAGCAGCAGUGACGACAGGGAGCCCUUCUCUCUGAUCGAGGACCUCCAGAACGAUCUGCUGAGUCACUCAAGUGUGCUGGACCACUCACACUCCCCCAUGGAGACUUCAGAGGCCCAGUUUGCUGCCAGCACCCCAUGCCUGUCACUUGACCUUUCGGACUCAAACUUGGACAACAUGGAGUGGCUGGACAUUACCAUGCCUAACACGUCAGGACUCACUCCCCUCAGCACGCCCGCUCCCAGCAUGUUCUCCGCUGACUUUCUAGAUCCACAGGACCUGCCCUUGCCGUGGGACUAACGUCACAGAUUGUCCUUCGAGUCCAUGACGUUUAAGAAGAUGAAGAUCAUUCUCAAAGGUCCGUUUUUAGAGACAGAUCCAUAGUUGCAUUGUUGCAAUUACAAUACGUUGUCACAGGAAGAAGGGAUGGAUGGUCACAGCCUGGAAACCGAGUGUGAAAACAUUUCACUGCGCUCAGCAGUGAAUUUCUACAACUUAACAUAGCACAGGGCCUUCUGAAAAAUCACUGGUCAAAGAAGACUCACCUGUUUCUCCAGACUUUGGCAAAGAAUGAAUAAAGACAUACAGAAGAGUGACGUGUGCAGGAGCGCGACACGAGGAUGCUCUGGUCAUCAACCGAACUACAGUUACGCCUCUGCGGUCACUUUGAGACCCCACCUACAAGACAGAUAGCUCCACUCCCAUGAGAGCGCCCGUGGCGGCAGGUGAGCGGCCCCUGCAUGCGGUCUGUCCUAGAACAGGCCGGAGCCGGGCCCCGGGCGGCGGAGGCCGUGGAGGGUGCCCGCCCGUUCCCAGACAGCUUGCAGCUGCAGACUUCUGCUUCCGUUCAGAAACCGACAUCGUGUUUCUGGGUCGUAGUUUGAGGUUUGGGGGAUCCUACCGGAGCUUCCCACAUUGAAAUUGAAGUGGAAGAUCUUUCACUGUCACCUGAUGUCUCCAAAAUACUGUCUUAAACCAUCCACUGUACAAAGUCCACGUAUACUGAUAACACUGAAAAUUCUAUUAGCGACCCUCGCGGUUGAUUAGAUGGAUUUUAAUGUGUAUAUUAGACAUUUGUAUGUACACUCUGACAUUGUGAUAUGUACAGCCUACAUUGGGGUAAGGAAUUGGGUAUCCAGUGGUCCUACUUGUUUUAGUAACUCAACUAUUUCUAGAGUACUUGAGCCAUGUGUAUUUCCAUAUUUAAAGAAAUGCUGACUGAUUUCAGGUAACCAGACCCAUCUCAAAGAACCAAGGAAGGCUUUAGUGUAAAAUACCCUUCUGAGCUGUUGAGUUGCAAAGAGAGGGCAGAGGAGAAGUGUGCCAGGAGCCCCGAACAUUCUUGCAGGGGCUCCGGGUGAGACUCUCAGUGGGCUGGCUGCCGGGCCCCAGCUCUGGCCGCCUCUUCUCAGCCGUUUUCCCAGACGGUCAUUUUUCAGGCUUGUAACUGGAUGAUAUACGCGAGCUCUCACUAGAUUACCAAGCCGAAGAUAGAAAAACUGGAGGUUUUACUAGUCGUUGUUUUAGAUAGAAAAGUUAUCACACAUUUGCUGAGUAGUUUCUUAAGAAUUUUCUAAAAUGCCAACUAUCACAGGAUUUCCAGACUUAUUUCAGGCUAGUCAUUUAAGGAUAUGACAAAAUGUAAAUAACGGAAAGAAAAUCUACGAAAAAGUGUGAGGGUGUUUGUUAAAUAAUAUUAUCACACUCUACACCCCAAUUUGUGUAAACCCAAGGGUCAGGUUGCUUUCUCUGGGUCUUUAGAUGGUGAUAUUCCCACAGUGACAUGCAAGAGCCAACCUGACCCAUUAUUCGGAAAGAAUUUGGGCAUCACCUGGGUUUGUGCUUUGCCUAAGAGCUGAUCUUAUUUCAUAUCUUUAUCUUGGUUUGUAGAUUUUACUCCAUGUAAGGAAAGUUUGUUUUUCCAGUAUUCAGCCGCCCAGAACACUGGAGCCCUCUGUUAACUGGCAUUUCCCAACUUGAAAGACUUCGGAAGGGUUCAGGGCAGAAGCGGUUAUGCUCACUGUGGUCUGAGGGAGUAGUUUAAACGUUUAGAAACUGGUAAUCCCACGCCUGGAAUCCAGUAACCUGGUUCAGCACAACACCGCCGUGUGAGCCAGGCCAAGAGAGUGUGUCACCCCGGGUGGGACGGGCGGCCCCAAUCCGUCCCCUCCAGAAGGGCCUGUCUCUGAGGACAGGGCUGUCUACUCGGGCAGGUACUUGUCUAGGGGUGGUCUUGGCUGUGGGUUUUUGUCUGGGGCUUACCGCCUCCACACGUGGACUCAUAGGAGGCAAGUGACCAGCUAGCGCUGUUGACUCUCACGGACUUUGUAUUUCCACCAGCCUGAGUUAUGCACCUGGAUGCUUUCCUCGCCCUCGGCUCUCCCGUUGCUUUUUCAAAACAAGGUCUGAAACGUGCCACAGGAAGGGUGCUGUCCAAAAAUACACACUUGAGUGCAGAGAAUGCCAGCCCACUAGCCUGCUUGCUUUUGACUAGGAAUUGCUGAAGUACCCACUUCACACAUGGGUUUCAAACCCUUACGUACGGGGCUUCCUCGAAAGGGAGGGCAAGGAGCCUCCCAACCCGAACUCCACCAGCCCUCCACUCGUACCAUUCCACCGGGCCCUCCCGUCCUGGCUUGGGUGGCAGGCCGGGCUUGCGUGGCAGGGAGGCCGCCGCCCAGGGUCCCAGCUCCGUGUUCGAGGUUAGCGUGAGGACGCAGAUGUGUGCAGCAGGUGACGUGACCAAAGACGAUACUGUCAUCGAGGCCCCUCUGACGACCUGACUCGCUGUACACAGGGUAAGCGGCGGGAAAGGUGUGCACCACAGAGGACUAUCUUUAUCAUCACAGCCAUAAAGCACAGGGCAGGCCGGCGGGAUGCGUGCGUGUAGCGUAGACGUGGGAGUGUGGUCCGUCGUCUUGCAGAACAUCAUAUUGCCAAGGAAAGAACCAGCUCCUGGACGUGUGCUCUCUCCCAUCCAGUCUGACUUCCCUGAAUAUUCCCGAAGCACCGCUGCAUCAAGCUCGCCUCUCCAGGGUAUGCAGGUACCGGCUCAUGUCCUCUGGGGUGGGAUGCAUGGGAAGCCCAGAGCUUCUCCGGGCUUUGCGAGUCUAGGGGCCUGGGGUCACCUUGUAGAUUUCAGCAGCAUGUGUCUAGGGAGGCCCCUCCGGCGUGUUGCUGGGGGUUCACGUGCUAGCGUUCUUCCUGAAUUGUGCAAUCUACUGUACAGUAUUGGCCACAUAUUUGUACAUAGAUAUAUUCUCAAUUCGUGGGGUUUCUUGCUCAGAUACUCUGUGUUUUAUAGGACUAUUUUUAUAAUACUAGAGAGAUCUUAUUUAAGUUUCCUUUUUUAAAAACUGCCCGGUUCUGUGAUCCAUGUAACUGACACUUUAGGAAGUGCGAUUUUGGAAGGCAGUCCGGUGCACCCCCGAGUGAUGUAUCGGCAGCAUGUCACCCGUUUGGUCACCACAGUGGACUCAGGCUUCCUCUGCCCUCCCCCCCAGAUCAUUCCAGGCCACCUCGCUUUCUUUGGCGCCCGUUCAGAAUUCCCAGGCUGAAACCAGCUAUGCAGCUGUCCCCACAAGUGGUGGGACAGUCCCUCUCCCGUCCCCAGACUGGCUCCUGCCGGCAGUCACUUUAGAUAGGGACGGCCCAUUUCUCCGGAUCCACACAGAACCCUCCAUGUUGUGUCACCCCUCUCCUCACACAUGCAUACUCCUGACCCCUGGCAACAGAGCAGACUACCGAACUGUCCACUGCCCUGGAGGCCACGGAAUUAGCCCAGGUGAUCCAAGCACAUUAACUGGAAGGGCAGCUCCAUCGAGGAGCACAGCUUCCGAGGGCAGGUCUGUGUGCUUGGAGAGCAUCCUAACUGCGCUUCGGCUCACCUUCUAAGUGGCUGCAGUCCCCACUGGAAAAUAACAAGAUGCGGCCAUUCUUUGCCUUGUCUCCAACCCUGCCGACGCGCGGGUCUGUCCGGGCCACCUUUUCCAUUUGUGAAGUGACUCUGCCUGCAGGACCACAAGGAGGCUCCCGUGUGCUCCCCAUUCACCCCUCCUCGCACUAUCCGAGGAGUAUGUGCGUCCCCGCAGAGGCUUUCUAAGCCGCGAUCUUGGAUUCGAGGCCCGGGCGCCACCCAGCUGCCCGUGUUUACAAAAGAGCGCUUCCCCCUCUGCACUAACACAUCGCUCUGUGAAUCGUGACUGGGAAAUGUCACCAUUCCGUGACAGCAGGAUGGCAAUCUCAGACCAGAGGUGCCGUCUGGAAUCAAAACAGGUCACUGGCGAUAAUCAGCACAGCUAGUCAUGUUCAACAGAGCUUUGUGCCAACUACUAAGACAAAGCUUUAACCAAGUUCAUAGAAUCACCGAGACUCGUAACAAUUACCUCUCGACGUUCUGCUGUAAGGAAACUUGCUGACUGGGGACGAGGAGGGAGCAUUUAGGAGAGGGUUUAGUAUCUACCAAAAGUACUUAACCUCAAGUAACCAAGAGUAAUGCAAACUUGCUUUAAAGGAACCAAAGGCAUUGCCAAGUAUUUGCCAAAAGGAGGCACUUUUUAUUUAAAAUUUGAGACUAACAAGAUCUCAACAGUCAGUCCCAAAAAGGUAUUAUCCAUUUAAGGUUAUAAUUUUCACAAAGAUGUAGAUAUUUCUCUGUUGUUUUCAUGUAAAAUAGUAUAGAUUUGUUUUGUUGGUUUAAGAAUAAUACAUAUUUAGUAGUAAUACGGAGUUUCUUCCUAAGUGCAGAUUAGUUUCCUUUUCUCUUGCUUGCAAUAGAAACACAGCGUGAUAGGUGUUUCUCUUCUUAUUUUCAUGGUCACAUUAUGUCUUAGCAUCUCACUUUAUGAAAACAAGGAGAAAGAUACCAACCUACAGAGCCCCGCUUACUAAAGCACUAGCUUAAUAAACAAAAAAAUUAUGGCAAUCGGGGGGUCCAUUCAUGUAUUGCCUUUAUGUUGUUUUUUAAAAGAAAACCAUGAUGCCUUUGUAUUUGCUGUUUGCACCCCUGAAAUCAAUUCCGUAUCGUUUGAAUGCCAUACAUUUUGCACAUGUACUGUACAUAGUAAUGCGUACUGUAUUUUUACAUGUGUGCACAUUUAUCAUCAGAUCUUUUGUACAUGGUGGCAGUAUUGUAGCCGGUCGGGAGACGUUUGAUAUCUCAGCAAUUUUGCAUUUUUGUGUCUCAAAUAAAAAACAUUUUGAUG